AAAAUUUUUAGUGAUAAAAGGAUGGAGCCGGUCAAUAAUAUUAUUUCUAUUUCCAAGGCUAUUUUGACUUUAUUAGAGGAGAAACGGCGUAUUGACGGUGAACUUGCAAAACGCGAAGUACUUUUAAUGGCUAAUCUUAAAUUGAUUACAAUGGAACCUCCAAUGACUAUUGACGAACAAAAUUCGCCUGAAUCACCAAUUUCUGGCAAAUCUGAUGGGUUAACUAAUUAUGAGACUCCAUUACAAAUUCCGUUGGAACGCGAGGAUGUUAAGAACAACAGCGAGGAUAAUAUCAAUCAGGAGACACCGGAAGAACAAUUGCCACCUUCUCCAGAGCAAUUGCCUCUUCCGCAGCCCAACUCAAUUUUUGAUGUGGAAGUUUCUCCUUUGUCUGUCAGCCACAGCAACAAUAACGUCAACAGUGCUGUUGUCGCUCCUCUUUCAGAUGAUGAAACUUUGGAAGUUACUGAUGAAGUUGAACGUGAAAUUGAUCAAGUUGGCAAUGGAGAACGUAAUUUGGCUGAUGCUGGACUUGGUGGUCGGAAGAACAAUAGUUUUACAGGUUUAUUAUUCUAGUCGGAGAGAGGGGAAGAUGUGAAAACUCAGUUUGCCAUUGUUAAAGUAGGGGUCAGGGAAAAUUUAUAACCUCGGGAUACCUCGUUGUUUUGGGUCUCAAAACAGCCAUAACCAGGAUUUUUAUAGGGGAGGGGGGAAAUUUUUCUGGGCCGAAUUUUUAGCAUACGAAAAUUUUAGAAGGAGGAGACUGGUAAGGCUUUUAAGUUCACAGUAAGUAGGGACAACUUUGUAAAAGUAAGGAGUGAGUUUUUUUCGGUGAAGAUUGGC
Molecule: messenger RNA, 843 nt
Organism: Meloidogyne enterolobii
Lineage: Eukaryota; Metazoa; Nematoda; Chromadorea; Rhabditida; Meloidogynidae
Source: the annotation of a GenBank genome assembly